This is a messenger RNA of Epinephelus fuscoguttatus (brown-marbled grouper), 7311 nucleotides long. RefSeq names its product phosphodiesterase 8B (gene pde8b). Bases 612 to 3224 code for a protein of 870 amino acids. The transcript has 22 exons. The record is from RefSeq and is a predicted model, not a curated record. Gene Ontology annotation, molecular function: 3',5'-cyclic-AMP phosphodiesterase activity. Gene Ontology annotation, biological process: signal transduction. NCBI's taxonomy places the organism in Eukaryota, Metazoa, Chordata, Actinopteri, Perciformes, Serranidae.
AGAGAGAGGGGGGAGAGAGAGAGAGAGAGAGAGAGAGAGAGAAAUAGAGAGCGAGAGAGGGAUGGACCGUGGCCAAUGGUCUGCAAGCAGAACAACUAAAGUAGAGACAGAGAGGAGAUUUCAUGUACUCUCCACAGGCCGAAAAUGCGAUCAUGUCACAGAGGAUGAGCGGAGAUACAAAGCCGGAUAUGAAGCAAGAGGUGAUGAAGAGCAGCCAGGUGGUUUAGUCCAUUUAUUCAUUUUAUUCAUUAGCCCGGGUCAUUUCAUAGAUGCGCUUGCGGGUGGUACAGGCCAUCAGCAAGCUUUAGAUCAUAGCCCGAAACACCUUUUGUCCUGAAUAUGACAUCAAAAGCCGAGAUCCUGCAAUAGCGGAGGCUGAGGAGGAACCGGAUUGACGGGACGCAUGAAUUAAACAAUCAGCGGUACCUCACGUUUCUCCCCCUUAAUGUGCUCAAACGGAGGUGUGUGGAGGAGAGAGCGAACCGAGCCCGCAGCCGAUGCCCGGAGAAAACAGCAGCCUGUGUGCAGGCAGCUGUGGACGACAGGAAGGUGGUACCCAAGUGUCGGUGUUUAUUAUCUGGGAUCUGACUCCGGAGGCGCGUCGCUGAGGCAUGGGCUGCGCUCCCAGUAUCCACGUCUCUCAGAGCGGGGUGAUCUACUGCCGAGACUCAGACGAAUCCAACUCCCCCCACCAGACCACCACCAUCUCUCAGGGCACCGCGGCCACGCUACACGGGCUCUUCAUCAAGACCGAUGCGGCCGAGACCAUCCCCUCCGUCAUCACCUACCAGAGCCGCCACUCGCGGAACAACUCGUGCCGGGAUCGCAAGGAGAACAGCGGGGGACACAUCCGCAUCGAGGCCGAGACGCAGACCAGCCACACCAGCGUCAAGGUUUCAGCUACAGAAGAAUGUGUCGGACCUAUGAGACUGACUCAAGAGCCCAUUCAGGUCCUACUGGUGUUCGCCAAGGAGGACAGCCAAAGCGAUGCCUUCUGGUGGGCCUGUGACCGCGCUGGGUUCAGGUGUAACAUCGCACGCACACCCGAGUCUGCCGUCGAGUGUUUCCUGGACAAGCACCAUGAGAUCAUAGUCAUUGAUGGACGCCACUCGCGGUACUUUGAGCCUGAAGCUGUAUGCCGAUUGAUCCGUGCCACAAAGCCCUCUGAAAAUGCAGUUAUUCUGGCUGUUGUGCCACAGAAGCCGGCUGACCAGGAGGAGCCAUCUGUUCUUCCUCUCCUCUGUGCGGGAUUCAGCAGAAGGUUUGUGGAGAACAGCAGUGUGUCAGCCUGUUUUAAUGAACUGAUACAGAUUGAACAUGGAGAGGUGCGCUGCCAGUUCAAACUCAGGGCUUGUAACUCUGUCUUCACUGCUUUGGAGCACUGUCAAGAGGCUGUGGAGAUCACCAGUGAGGACCACAUAAUACAGUACGUAAACCCAGCGUUUGAGCGGAUGAUGGGCUACCACAAGGGGGAGCUAAUCGGGAAGGAAUUGACUGAACUUCCAAAGAGUGACAAGAACAGAGCUGACCUGCUGGACACCAUCAACACUUGUAUCAAAAAAGGAAAGGAAUGGCAGGGCAUUUACUAUGCCAGAAAGAAGUCAGGUGACAGUAUACAACAACACGUAAAGAUCACACCAGUCAUCGGCCAAGGAGGGAAGAUUCGACAUUUUGUAGCCAUCAAGAGACCUCAUAUUGACAACAAUAAUCAGGUCCACAAGCUCAACAAGGAGGAGAGAUGCAGCGGGGAACAUUCUCAGUCAGAGUGCCAUUCUCUACGUCACCGCGACAGGAGGAAAGAUUCAAUUGAUGCCAGAUCACUCAGCUCUCGCAGUAGUGACGCUCCCAGUUUACAGAAUCGAAGAUAUUCCUCUGUUGCCAAGAUUCACUCCAUGACUAUUGAGGCUCCCAUCACAAAGGUAAUAAACAUCAUCAACGCAGCCCAGGAAAGCAGUCCGGUGACAGUGGCUGAGGCUUUGGAUCGGGUGUUGGAGAUCCUGAGAACCACCGAGCUCUACUCUCCUCAGCUUGCCUCUAAAGAAGAUGACCCUCACACCAAUGACCUGGUUGGGGGACUAAUGAGUGAUGGGCUGCGCAGACUCUCUGGGAAUGAAUACGUCUUCUGCAAAAAUAUGAGCCAGAGCCAGCUGGCCAUCCCAGUCACUCUGAAUGACGUUCCUCCAUCCAUCGCGGAGAUGCUGAAUGAUGAGGAGUGCUGGGAGUUCAACAUCCUGGAGCUGGAGGCAGCUACACACAAAAGGCCGCUGACUUACCUCGGACUGAAGACCUUCACAAGUUUUGGUGUGUGCGAGUUCCUGAACUGCUCGGAGGCCACGCUGCGCUCCUGGCUGCAGCUCAUGGAGGCCAGCUACCACUCCUCCAACUCCUACCACAACUCCACACACGCCGCAGACGUGCUGCACGCCACUGCCUACUUCCUCCGCAAAGAAAGAGUCAAGAGCAAUCUGGACCAGCUGGAUGAGGUGGCAGCUCUGAUAGCGGCCACAGUACAUGACGUGGACCACCCAGGCAGGACCAACUCCUUCUUGUGUAACGCCGGCAGCGAGCUGGCGAUCCUCUACAAUGACACGGCCGUGCUGGAGAGCCACCACGCGGCCCUCGCCUUCCAGCUCACCGUCCGAGACAGCAAGAGCAACAUCUUCAAGAACACCGACAGGAAUCAGUUCCGAACACUGCGACAGGCAAUCAUCGACAUGGUGCUGGCCACAGAAAUGACCAGACACUUUGAACAUGUCAGCAAGUUUGUCAACAGCAUCAACAAGCCAAUGGCUGCCAUAGAGGAGACCAGUACAAGUAGCAUGAACAGCGACUGUGAGGGUCAAGCCAAUUUCAGGAACUCUCCAGAGAACCGUCUGCUGAUAAAGAGGAUGCUGAUCAAGUGUGCAGAUGUGGCAAACCCCUGCAGACCGCUUGAGCUCUGCAUCGAGUGGGCUGGACGGAUCUCUGAGGAGUACUUUGCGCAGACAGAUGAGGAGAAGAGACAAGGCCUGCCGGUGGUGAUGCCGGUGUUUGACAGGAACACCUGCAGUGUGCCCAAAUCUCAGAUCUCCUUCAUAGACUACUUCAUCACUGAUAUGUUUGACGCCUGGGAUGCCUUCGCCAGCUUGCCUGGUCUCAUGGAACACCUGUCGGAGAAUUACAAGUACUGGAAGGGUUUGGACGAGAUGAAGUGUAAGAGCCUGCGUCCUCCCCCUCCCUCUUGACCAACUCUUCGUCGCCUCCUCUCAUCUAUCACUCUGAGCAGGGUAGGUAGGACAGCAAACGCAGCCCUGCGGUGGAACAGUUGGUCUCUUCAGCUGUGAUUCGACAGAGCUCUGUGCCCUCCCAGGCGGCCCCGGACACGUUCGCGGCCAGAAGGUGGCCACUCGGGGUCCCUGAGAGCAGACAUCACUGACUGAUGAACACUGAGACGCUGUUUCAAUCUCAAAUCACAGCCUCUUUUCUUGUGUGGUUGUAGGUGGAGGUGGUGUUCUGCCAGUGGAGAACAGGUUGUCAUUUGAGGGCCCCGUCCACAUUUAUGGCCCUUUUAAGUAUUCCUAAUAGCACCUCUAUGAAACUGUGUGGACCUCACGGCUCACCUGACAAUCUGUACCAUACAGUGUAACACACCACAAACCUGCACUUUAGCUAAUGGAGACAUUUUCAUUUGGAGCAUCUUCUUGCUGUUUUGGCUUUUCACAGUUUUUUCUCUAAUUUUCUUUAAACAAAUGUUUUCAUUCUACGUCUGUCUAUGGCUGUAAAACAAACAUGGUGAUUAAGAUGGUGACCAAAGCUGGAAGCACUGAAGUUCAUGCUUGUUUCUUUUCAAAUUGCCAACUUGAGAAGGUGCUCAGCUGGAAUCAUUCAUUCUUAUAAGCUGUGAUAUGGUCUGCAGUAUGAGAGACACUUUGACUUGUGUCUGGGACCAAAUACUUAGCAAUCCCCAUCCUUUUGGACCUGCACAGAGAGAACUUGUUGGAAAGAUUUAAGAAAGGGGAGUUCCAGAGACAGUAGGCCAAGUACCAGGGUCCAGUCAGAGGGGGGAGAACCAGCCCCAUAGGCAGAGCUGACAUCAAAGAAGAGCUUGGGAUGAUUGCUGGAUUUAAGGAUCAUGUAGGUAUCAUUUUCCUUUGUGCACUGUGAAAGCAGUUGGUGAAGAUCUUUGUCAACAAAUGGAGGAACAGAAUUGCACUGUAUCAGAGCUGUUAGCAAUGAUGCUUUCAUCGAGUAAUACAAAAAUAUCAGAUGUUACAAUACACACAUAGCUUUGUGACACAAACUGUAGACAUUUGCACCCAAAUAAGAGCAAACAAAACUGACUCAUGAGUUUCUGAACACUAUAAGAAUAAGCUUUCUAUGUGAAGCAACACUGACUGUUGUACAGUAGAGGCCAUGCAACGCUGUUAGAGUAGGGAGUAGCUGUGUUGGACCUCACAGCGACCUGACAGAUGUAUGAAGGAGCAGCAGAUCCAUGUUUGGAUCCAGCUUGUAAAAACAGCAGCUGCCGAGCACAGCGUCUGUCUGCCUCCAGCACUAAUCAGCUCCAGCUCUCACAUGGUUUUGGUUAAAGCGAUUCUUUCUUUUUUUUCACUGUAUCUCAAAAAUCCUGCAACUGCAAUUCACCUUGCAGUCAUCUGGCUCUGUUUUGGGGAGAAAUCUAGAAUGCACAUGAUUUUCAGAUUAUUUGCAUUCAGAGAAAUAACACAAAGGCCAUCUGAUCAUGAAAUUUGUAAGGUGUUUCUGCCCUCCGGUGGCGAUAUGGGGGUGUUGCAGUAACAUUAAAUCAGUAUAAUGGUAUUCGUCAGAUCAGUUCCAAAGAAACUAGUUAUUACCCCACUGUGACUGCGAAUAGAAAAUGCAGUUUGCUUUGAUAUUUGAGAAUUCAAUCGGUAUUAUGAUUUAGUAAAACAUCCAUGUAGCUUCUCUUAAAUUUUAACCUGUUAAGGUUAAAGGUAUAGUUCAGAUUUUUAAGUCAGGUUGCAUGGGGUUGUUAUCCAUAGACAGGAUAUUACAUACAGUAGAGGUUGGUCGGUACACCCCUAGUGUGGAGAAGCAGGCUGGAGUCUGACAUGGAAGCUAAACAAUCGCCAGCUUCACCUCAUUGCAGACAGUGAAUUCCAACAGGAAAAUUAAACCAUCAUAUGCCUGUCUUCAAAACCAAACUCCACUGAGAAAAACUGAUUUAAUAUCAAUGAAGACAGGAGCUGCUGGUCUACUGCCACCUCAAACUGUUAGUUUGUUUGUGUUAUUGUGUGACUUUGGCAUUUAAAAGGGUUAGUUUGGAUUUGCUAAAGUCACACAAUAACACAUUUUUCUCAAUGGAGUCUGGUGGCUUUGACGACAGCACACGAGGAACUGAAGCUGUUAACCACUCUCUCGUCAGAACGGGCUGUCUGACAUUAAGGUAAAAUGGUAAAAUACUCUAAAUACAUCUAAACUGGUAUUGAUUUUUUUAAGUGGCUAUAAUAAGUGUUGUUGCUGACCCCUCCACAGCAGUAGAUCUCAUAGCUUCUGUGUCAGACUCCAGCCUACUUCUCCAAACUCAGGGCGUGCCGACAGCUAUCUACUUAACACACCGAUAAUGGAUAAGAACCCCAUACAACCCCACUUCAAAAAAACUGAUCAGUCCUUUCAGCAGUAUUAGAAUGAUAUUAUAAGAAAAUUGGAUUAGAAAUCAAAAUGGUGAUUAAAUCUGCAGAUAUCCAUACAUGAUCUGAGCUGCUUCGGUAAAAUUGUGUAAUAUCAUUAUUAUGCAUUACCAGCUCUAGUUCCAAGAGUUUUACUCCACAAACGCACAUUACAGUAUUAACCAAAGGCACAGAGAGCUUUUUACUGGUGCCUUAUUCUUUGGUCAUCUCCACAGAGCAGUUUUUUUUUUGUUUUUUUUUUAUUGUUUAAGUAGUUCCUCCUUCUCUCUUAAGAAAAGCCAUACAUGUUUUAGAUAUUUGAAAAAAUUGCUUUAGGUAUGUUGCUGGUCAUGAUGGUCAUGAUGGGCCUGACAUUUUAUCCUUUCUGUUUUGUAUGACUGUGAGGUUUUUUGAAGACAGAAACUGAAUCAGGGGAAGUUGGAUCAGAUGUGAAUUCCACUAUUGGUUUGUCUGUUACUGUAUCAGUUCAUUUUGAAAAGACAGAAGUGGUCACAUCCACAUUCAACGUUUCAUAAUGAUAUGACAUUAUUUUCUUGAUGACCAAGGUCUUAAUCAACGCCUUAAUCUUGUCAUGUCUCAGUGUUUAGGUCUGCUAUUGUUGCAAUACACUGUCUAACUACCUAAUGUACCUGCUGUUCUUGUAAAUACUCAUCACGUAUUGUUUUUGCUUUGCAUUUGACAUCAUUUGCUUAUGUAACUUGUUUAUUUGGGCUGUUAUGUGUUGCAGGGGUAAUUUCCAGAAUCUCUAAAAAUAAGAUUUUAAUUUUUUUACAGUGACUUGAAAUGUGGCUCCACCUCUGAAUGUUUCAUGACUGCUCUCUGAUCAUGAGAAGAUAUUUUUUGCUAGUCUAUAACAAAGAUUUCAAUUCACAAAGCCAAUUUAAAUAUUUCAGAUUUACAUGUCAGACAUGCCUUUUCUGUGAACAGCAAUGACUGGAAUGUGAUGAUAUCAGUUAGAUGAGAUGACAGCCAGUCGCUUGACGCCUCGCUUUGGGUCUACUGAGGCAGAACCAGAUUGUAUAACUGCUUGUUGCGUAAUGAUAAGCCUUCAUCACUUACAGUGAUUUCUAUUUCCUCUCUCUUUCAUCUCUGACACUGAUGGCCGUGGCUGCGUGCCAAUCCUGUGUUGCUUUUGUAUAAUUUAUAAACAGAACAAUAAUUAGAAAGUGAUAAUGUUGUAUACAGUACAAAUUAUUUUUCAAAGAAACAAACAUUGGCCAUGAGAACUGUAAUGUGUGUUUUGAAAGAUUUUACUGCCUCAUGCAUAGUCGUGAAAAAAAAAACAAACAAAAAAAAAAAAAACCCUUCCACCUGAGUCACUUAAAUCUACCAUGUUUGUUUGAAAUGUUUGACUUAGUUUGCUCUCUGGAUUAUGAUGUCUUAUUUUGAUGUUCUCUGUCAAACACACAAAUGUAUUGUGAGAGAUGAUUAAAGCAUUCUUUAAAUAUGAAGUUGUUACAUGAAUGGCAGCAAGAAAUUUAAGGGAAGAGUUUGACAUUCUUGCCACUCUUGUAUUUGUCCGGUAAGUAUAAGGGUACAACCAGGAGAGUGAAAGCAUUGCUUCAGAGUAAAACUGGAAGCAGGGGGAAAAAUAGCCUGACUCAGUCCAAAGGUAAAAACAAACAAACAAAAAAACUACAGCUCACUAAUUAACACAUCAUAU